Molecule: messenger RNA, 570 nt
Organism: Gossypium raimondii (Peruvian cotton)
Lineage: Eukaryota; Viridiplantae; Streptophyta; Magnoliopsida; Malvales; Malvaceae
Product: calcium-binding protein KIC
Exons: 1
Coding region: 88-459 (123 amino acids)
Molecular function (GO): calcium ion binding
Source: RefSeq, a predicted model, not a curated record
UCCAGUGUCACAUCAUCAUUAUCAAUGGUGAAACCCUUAUAACCCCCCCCCCCCCAAUUCAUGUUGGUGUAACCAUUUCAGCAAUAAAUGGAAAACAAGGGAAGAACAACAACGAAGAACGAGUAUGAAGAUUUGUUACCUGUGAUGGCUGAAAAGCUUGACGUGGAAGCUUUUGUUUCCGAGUUAUGCGGUGGGUUUCGUCUACUAGCAGAUGAAGAUCGAGGGUUGAUAACAGCCGAGAGUUUGAAGAAGAACUCUGCACUUUUAGGUAUGGAAGGGAUGAGCGAAGAAGAAGCUUGGGAUAUGGUUAAAGAAGGUGAUCUUGAUGGAGAUGGCGCAUUGAACCAGACCGAGUUUUGUAUCCUUAUGGUUAGGCUUAGCCCCGGAAUGAUGGAAGAUGCCGAGACGUGGCUGGAGAAAGCGAUUCAUCAAGAGUUAAGGAAAAAAACCUCAGCUUGAUCUUCUCCUUCUUUUGGUAUUUUAAUGGUGUGUGUUUCUAUGGAUUUAGUUUAUGUUAUUGUACUACAAGUUGAUUUGUUAAUUAAUGGACAAAGCAUCAUUUUAAUCCAA